Messenger RNA from Neodiprion fabricii, 636 nucleotides. RefSeq lists its product as uncharacterized. The record is from RefSeq and is a predicted model, not a curated record. Lineage: Eukaryota; Metazoa; Arthropoda; Insecta; Hymenoptera; Diprionidae. Bases 4 to 507 code for a protein of 167 amino acids. The transcript has 6 exons. Gene Ontology annotation, molecular function: odorant binding.
UGGAUGCGUGAGCGCGAAUCCCUUAUAUAUACACGCUUCAAAGGCCAAGAGUGCAACCAGAACAGAUUUGACCACAGUCGACUGAACUUCGCGGUAACUAAAGUAAAGAUGAAUAAACUCGUGCUCAUUGGAAUUCUGUGCGUCUGUGUCGCCACGGCUCUAAAGCCGAGGGCAGAUACGAAGGCGAAAUGCUACGCUCAGACGGGACUUGCUGUCGACGACGUGAAAGCCAUGAAAACCUCGACCCCGAAACCUGAACAACAGAAAUUGAUCGUCGAAUACUUGGCCUGCUUCAUGCAAGACCGCGCUAUGCUAACCGCCGACGGUGUGUUCAACGCUGACGCGUGCAAGAAGGAGAUCCGCCCCGAGAACUCGGCCGCAGCAAAUCCCGUCAUCGAUGCCUGCGCCGGAAAGCGUGGAUCCACCGCCGUCGAGACAACCACCAAGCUCCUCAAGUGCCUCAAGGAAAAGGACACCAAGCUCCUGGAGAAAUUGGACCUCUUCUAAACAACUUUCAUCGCGGUUUAACCGUGAUGUUAGGAUGUCCGCAUCGAGGCGCCGUUAAAAGUCCGAUGCGAGUUGUAUUUCAUGUCUUAUUAAAAUAAAUUGCUGAAUUUCAUAUUCAAGCUCACUGAA